Molecule: messenger RNA, 1332 nt
Organism: Petromyzon marinus (sea lamprey)
Lineage: Eukaryota; Metazoa; Chordata; Hyperoartia; Petromyzontiformes; Petromyzontidae
Gene: PFDN4
Product: prefoldin subunit 4
Biological process (GO): protein folding
Cellular component (GO): prefoldin complex; cytoplasm
Source: RefSeq, a predicted model, not a curated record
CUGUCAGUUAAUGCGUGCGCCGAUUCGUCGGUCGGCCGCCGCGCGAAUCGGCAGUUGAGUUUACCACGAGCACGGGGCGUGCCUGGUGUUGGUGGACAUGGCGGCGACUGUGACCAAGGGGGUGGAGGACGUCAACGUGACGUUUGAAGAUCAACAGCAGAUCAACAAGUUCGCAAGAAAUAACACGAGGCUAGUUGACCUGAAGGAUGAAAUAGAACUUAAGAAGAAAGAGCUGCAGAAUCUGCAGGAUGCGGCCGAUGAUCUGAUGAUGCUGGACGAUGACUCGAUGCUCAUCCCGUACCACAUUGGGGAGGUGUUCAUUUGCCACAGCCAGGAGGAGACUCAGGAGAUGUUGGAAGCUGCGAAGAAAAGCAUGGAGGAGGAAAUUGCUGCAUUGGAAGCUCGUGCCGUCACCAUCAAGAAGCUGCUGUCGGAGCUCAAGGUGCAACUCUAUGCCAAGUUUGGCACCAACAUCAACUUGGAGGCAGAUGAGGAGUGACCAGUCCGGCCGCGAUUCACAUCAGAGGCAUCGAGGAAGCAGCUCCAUUUUAUUUUGGGGGCAAAGGAAUCCAAAGCGACCACCCGCAAAUCGUGUGCAUUGCGAGUCGAUGACUUGUGCUCUAGCCAUGCUAACAAAGUCGGGGUGGAGGAAUAAGUUGGUUGUCAAAUGGAGGCUGGCAAACCCAUAUUUGCCUAACAGUGGUUCCCAAACUUCGCUUUUUGUUCUCUCCUCUACCCCAACGUCAACAGAUUGUCAAUCAUAAGUUGAACGAGAUCGAUCUGUGGAUGGUGUACAGCUGUGUGAUGGUGUCUGACGCUUUUUUAUUUUUACAUCCAUUCAAUUAAGUUACAAAUUGGUUCGAAGAGCUCUCUUGUAGAGACUCGAAUAACCAAUAACUGCACACAUAAACCUACUUAAAGUUUGUAUGUACACAUAGGUGAAGUGCUUUCAUUUUUAAUAAUUUUAUUGAAAUGGAAACAUGAGUUUCUUAUUGCCAACGCAUGCCAGUACUAAUAUACAUGAAUGUUCACAUAUGUGUGUGUACUCUUAGUUUAAGUACUUUGGUUUAGUGUCAUACUUUGAGUUGCCGAAAUGUAUACUAAAUCGUUUGGAUAUUUAAAUAGCAUUCUAUUCUAUUUAAAUGAAUAACUUAAACCGAACGAGACAUCAGCAGUUGGUAAAACUAAACCAAACGUAUGCAACUUGUUCACAUUAACUUCUGUUUUGGUUACCUGACAUUUUUGUUGAUUAAAUUAUUGACUUUAAAGAGGAGUACUGUAUUUCACAUGUAUUUUUCUUUUGGAAAUAAAGCAAUGAUGCUAUAUAUGGUA